AUGGAGCAGCAGCCGCAGUCCCCGUGGCAAGUGGCCGGCGUGGAGGGGAUGCCGCUGGGAGGAGGUGGACCCGCCCCCGCCCUCGCGCUCUCGCCCGACGGAGGCGUGUCCUCUGCCACCACUACUCCCGCCGCCGCUGCUGCCGCCACUCCCAACGACGACCACGACCACAUCGAUGGCGACGAGCUGGCGAGCCUCAAGCGGGAGGAGGAGGCGGCCCGCCGCGACCUCUUGGCCCGCCGCAAGGCCAGCCUGCAGCAGCGGCAGCAGGCCGCACGCUCUUCCUCCUCUGGCGGCGGCGGCGGCAGCAGCGGCAGCAGCACAGGCAGCGAGAGCCCGGCGGCGGCGGCGGCAGCUGCAGGUGCCGCCCAGGAGGAGGCCGGUGCCUCCAAGGCGCCGCCUGUCACGGCCUCAACACUAAAGAAGCCGCCUCCGCCGCAGCAGCAGGAGGUGCGGGCCGAGGCGGUGGAGAACGCGGUGCGGUUCCUCAACCAUCCGAAGGUGAAGGCGUCGCCGCUGGGCAAGCGCCUGGCCUUCCUCGAGCACAAGGGCCUCAACGACUCCGAGAUCGCCCUCGCCCUCAAGCGCGCCAACAUCUCCUCCGACGACGUAAAGCUCGCCAUGGACCUCGCCAACAGCAACAACGCCGCCGCCGCUUCCGCCACCACCACGUCGUCGUCCGUCACCCAUCAUGAUGGAGUGUCCCCCUCCCCGCCACUUCCGCCCCGCGCCGCUGGCGCCGCCGGAAUGCAGGUGGUGCAGCAGCCGCCGCCGCCGCAGCCGGCUGCAGGCUGGGGCUGGGGAGCCCGAAUAGGAGGCGCCGUCGCGUUCUUCGCUCUCGGCGGUGCCGCCACGCUCCUUGCCGCGAAAUAUCUCUUCGGCCUAUCCUCGGGCGGCACCGGCGAACAGGGGGAGAAGAAGCAACAGGACGGCCAGGCGAAGGUCGGGCAGGACAAGACCGAUCGACUCAGUGCGGAGCUGCAGUCCCUCCGUGCCUCACAGGAAGCCCUCGCCGGCCAAGUCAGAGAGGCGUUCGUGGCGAUGAAGGAGAGCGUCGAGAGCCAGACGCAGCAGGCCUUCCUCCGAAGCACCGGUGAGGCGCCGCCGAGGAAAACCGCCGCCACCACCACCGCGCACGACGAGACCAUCGCCUCGCUCAAGACUGAAAUCAAGACCCUCCGCGCCAUGCUGCUGGAUACCCGUACGGCUGAGUCGGCGGCCACGCGCGCCUCCACGGUUGCCGACCUCCCCUCCUAUUCCAUUCCCUCGUCGUCGUCGUCGUCCACGUCGUCGGCGGCAUCGCCCGUGGGGCUGCCCAGCUGGCAAAUGGCGUCCAAGCGCACCUCCGUCACCCAGCCCUCCUCCGCCUCGUCCUCGAGCACCGACGCACCCACUCCCUCUCCUGCGCCGGCCUCCUCUCCCUCUGCCGUCGGUAAGCCGAGUGCCCCCAAGCCCUACGAGCGGAGGGCAGCCGCCAGCAAGGCCGAGGCGGCCGCCACCUCCGCCAAUGUCGUCGAGACACCCGCCGCCUCCUCCUCCGAGGAUGAGCCCCAGGUGACCGAAAGCAGCGCCGCCCCCGCGCCUGCAGACGCCGCCGCAGCGGGACACGAGCAGCAGCAGGAGGAGGAGGAGAAGGACGCCACCACGUCUCCUGCGUGA
Molecule: messenger RNA, 1659 nt
Organism: Acanthamoeba castellanii str. Neff
Lineage: Eukaryota; Discosea; Longamoebia; Acanthamoebidae
Product: Peroxin 14 (Pex14), putative
Exons: 7
Coding region: 1-1659 (552 amino acids)
Biological process (GO): protein import into peroxisome matrix, docking
Cellular component (GO): peroxisomal importomer complex; peroxisomal membrane
Molecular function (GO): signaling receptor binding
Source: RefSeq, a predicted model, not a curated record